UACUCCUCUCUUUCCGUAGCACGGGAUUAAACGUAGCAAUAUGGCGAGUUACUUGUAAAGCACGUUGGAAUAGUGAAAAAAAUAAACUUUCAAAAAACGUUUUCAUUACAAGUAACAACUCGGUUGUAGUCAUGUCGGGUAGGCAUAACAACAAGUUGCCUACAAAUCUUCCACAGUUGCAGAAUUUAAUCAAAAGAGAUCCCCAGUCUUAUACAGAAGAGUUCCUGCAGCAGUAUCGGCACUACCAGUCCAAUGUUCAGAUCUUCAAGCUUAAACCCGAUAAGCCAAAUAAGGAGUUGGCUGAACUGGUUAUGUUCUUGGCCCAGGUUGCACAUUGCUAUUCAGAGCAACUGGCCAAUUUCCCCCAGGAAUUAAAAGAACUGCUUCUGUGUCACCACACUGUCCUGGAGCAUGACCUGAGAAUGACCUUCUGCAAGGCCCUCAUCCUGCUGCGAAACAAGGACCUCAUCAGCCCGACAGGCCUGCUUGAGCUCUUCUUUGAGCUUCUGCGAUGCCACGACAAGCUCCUUCGCAAGACUCUGUACACCCACAUUGUGUCCGACAUCAAGAAUAUCAACGCCAAGCAUAAAAACAACAAAGUGAACACGACUUUGCAAAAUUUCAUGUACACGAUGUUGAGAGACAGCAAUGCUACAGCUGCCAAGAUAUCUCUGGAUGUAAUGAUAGAGCUCUACAGGAGGAAUAUUUGGAAUGACACUAAAACAGUCAAUGUCAUUACAACAGCAUGCUUUUCAAAAGUGACAAAGAUUCUUGUGGCAGCUUUAAAAUUCUUCUUGGGCAAAGAUGAAGAUGAGAAGAACAGUGAUUCUGAGUCAGAGGAUGAUGGACCAUCUGCAAAAGACCUCAUUUUGAGGUACUCAACAGGAAAAAAGAGUUCAAAAAACAAGAAGAAAAUGGAGAAGGCCUUGAAAGUUCUCAAAAAAAAUAAGAAGAAAAAGCGUGCAGAAGUUUUCAAUUUUUCUGCCAUCCACCUGAUUCACGAUCCGCAGGAUUUUGCUGAGAAACUUUUAAAACAGUUAGAAGAUUCCAAAGAACGGUUUGAGGUGAAGAUAAUGAUGAUGGAGCUCAUUUCAAGGCUAGUCGGAAUUCAUGAGCUUUUCCUUUUCAACUUCUAUCCCUUUGUGCAACGUUUUCUACAACCGCACCAGAGAGAGGUUACCAAGAUUCUUCUGUGCGCUGCUCAAGCCUCUCAUCAGCUGGUGCCUCCAGAGACUAUCCAACCAGUGGUGAUGACAAUCGCAAACAACUUUGUCACAGACAGGAACUCUGGCGAAGUGAUGACUGUGGGCAUCAAUGCCAUCAAGGAGGUGGUGGGCAGGUGCCCCCUUGCUAUGACAGAGGACCUCCUCCAGGACCUUGCACAGUAUAAAAGCCACAAAGACAAGAAUGUCAUGAUGUCGGCACGGGGGCUGAUUCAGCUUUUCAGGACUUUGAAUCCCAACAUGCUGCAUAAACGGGACAGGGGCAAACCGACAGAGACAUUGUGGGUGAGCAAGCCAGUCCUCGUGUGCUUUCAGGCGGACAAGCUCCAGAGCAUACCGGCCGAGGAGAGGAAGGCCAGGGCUGUGGCCAUGAGCACGAGCCGCCUGCUGACUCAGGAGGACUUCCGGAAGAUUCGCCUGGCCCAGCUGGCCAAGGAAGUCAGCUCCGCUCCCGGCAAGAAUCAGAAGAGGAAGAGCGCGGACAGCGAUGAUGAGAGCAGAGGGGAGCUGCUUUCUUUGAGAAAUAUUGAACAUCUGCAUAAGAAACCGAAAUCUGACAAGGAAACCCGGCUAGCAACGGCCAUGGCUGGAAGAACUGACAGGAAAGAGUUUGUUAAAAAGAGAGCAAAGCUAAACCCAUUUGCCAGCACCACCAACAAAGAAAAGAAGAAGAAGAAGAACUUCAUGAUGAUGAGAUACAGCCAGAACAUUCGGACGAAGGGCAAGCGCUCAUUCAGGGAGAAGCAGAUUGCUCUAAGGGAAGCCCUCUUAAAAAAGAAGAAACAGCACAUGAAGUAGCUUCCACAACACCAGGCAACAGAACUGAAAUUAUCCUUCUGCAUGCAAAUCUUCACAGACUGAUGAAAACAGCCUGCAUUCUGGAGUGUCUGUUCUUGUUUAAACUGUUUUUUCUUUGUAUUUCCAUUAUAAAAUUAUCCAGUUUUGUACAAACCAUUUUACAAGCAGGAUUCUGUAUCUAUUAAAAAAAAAAGUUGAAUUUUU
Messenger RNA from Lepisosteus oculatus (spotted gar), 2225 nucleotides. NCBI's taxonomy places the organism in Eukaryota, Metazoa, Chordata, Actinopteri, Semionotiformes, Lepisosteidae. The record is from RefSeq and is a predicted model, not a curated record.